GCGCAGCGCGGCGCCCGCUGGGCGGGCGCCAUCUUGGCUCAUAUUUUACUCGGAAGGACGGCUAGCUGGCGCGGCGCCUUUGCUUGUGAUUAUUGUUAUUGUCGUACUGAGGUACGAGGGGACCCAGGUUCGCGACUUUUUAGACAUCUAGUGUCAGAGAUGCGCCGUUCAAAGCGAGCUCGAUCCCGGGAGGGUUGGAUCUCGGAGUACAGCGUGGAGGAGAAACUCGAGUUCGGCAAGCGGCAGAAGCCGAGUUCCUGCAGCACUGAGAGGGAGAGCAAACCACGGAGACGCAACCAUCACUUGAAAACCUACGAAGGGCACUUCCAGGAAUCUAAGACUAUAAGCAGGAGGAUGGAGUGUAAGGAGCGGGUGGCCAGACAGUCGAGCCGAGAGUCAGGAGCUUAUGGCAAUGAGGGCCCAUGCAAGGAGCUCGGCAGUGACAGAGACUGGCACCACUAUAGCAAAUCCUCGGCACGUAGCGGACAUAGCCGUCGCAGCAGCCCCGCUCACCAUCGCGGGCGACGCAGGACUUCAUCUCGUCAGGCACACUCGAGGAGUCAUCGCAGGAAAAGAUCCAGAAGUUUUGAGGAUGAUGAGGAGGGUCACCUGAUCUAUCACAGUGGACACGUGCUAAGAGCAAGAUAUGAGAUUGUGAGUACUUUAGGAGAAGGAGCCUUUGGGAAAGUUGUGAACUGCAUUGAUCAUUCAAAUGCUGGUGCACGAGUGGCACUGAAGAUCAUUAAAAACGUUGACCGUUAUCGAGAUGCCGCCAUGUCUGAGAUCGAUGUCCUUCAGCAGAUGAACUCGCUUGAUCGCGAUGAGCAUUAUGCCUGUGUGCGGAUGCUGGAUUGGUUUGAUCACCACGGCCACAUCUGCAUUGUGUUUGAGCUCCUGGGAUUGAGCACCUAUGAUUUUCUGAAGGAGAAUGGCUUCAUGCCUUUUACUGUGGACCAGAUCAGACGUAUGGCACAUCAGAUCUUCAGAGCAGUGCACUUCCUACACCGAAACAAGCUUACUCACACUGACUUGAAGCCGGAGAAUAUCCUUUUUGUGGAAUCUGACUACUGCUUAGAGUACAAUGCAAAAUUGAAAAGGGAUGAGAGGACCUUGAAGAAGACGGAUGUGAAGGUGGUGGAUUUUGGAAAUGCUAUAUAUGACCACGAGCACCAUACUUCUGUGGUAUCCACCAGGCAUUAUCGAGCACCUGAGGUCAUUCUUGAACUUGGAUGGAAUCAGUCGUGUGAUGUUUGGAGUCUGGGCUGCAUACUGAUUGAAUAUUACCUCGGAUUGACACUCUUUCAGACUCAUGACAGCAAGGAGCACUUGGCUAUGAUGGAAAGGGUCCUUGGGCCAAUACCUACCUCCCUCUUGCAGAAAACCAAGAAGAGGAGAUACGUUCGUCAUGGACGGCUGGACUGGGAUGAGCACAACUCUUCUGGGAGAUAUGUGAGGAAGCACUGCAAGCCCCUUAAACAAUACAUGUCCUCAAAGAGCGCAGAGCAUGAGCAGCUUUUUGACCUCAUGCAUAAGAUGCUGGAGUAUGACGUAUCCAAAAGGAUCACUCUGGAGGCAGCCCUCAGACACCCCUUUUUUGAUCCUUUGAAAGGAAAGAAAAAGUGACGACGAACUGUGUGCCGCUGUUAAUUUGCUCUCCGGGGCAGGUUUCUAUGGGCUGCAUCAGCCUGCCGUGAGACUUAUUUCGUCUGUAUUAAAGUUAUUUGUAUGAAUUUAAUGAGACCUUUUGCUGUUGUCUUUUCAGAAAUAAAACCAGCUUGGUUACAUUUUUUUUUGUAAA
Molecule: messenger RNA, 1798 nt
Organism: Brienomyrus brachyistius
Lineage: Eukaryota; Metazoa; Chordata; Actinopteri; Osteoglossiformes; Mormyridae
Product: dual specificity protein kinase CLK4-like
Exons: 13
Coding region: 160-1623 (487 amino acids)
Biological process (GO): protein phosphorylation; regulation of RNA splicing
Cellular component (GO): nucleus
Molecular function (GO): ATP binding; protein tyrosine kinase activity
Source: RefSeq, a predicted model, not a curated record